Messenger RNA from Laetiporus sulphureus 93-53, 1026 nucleotides. RefSeq lists its product as uncharacterized. Bases 1 to 1026 code for a protein of 341 amino acids. The transcript is spliced from 5 exons. NCBI's taxonomy places the organism in Eukaryota, Fungi, Basidiomycota, Agaricomycetes, Polyporales, Laetiporaceae. The record is from RefSeq and is a predicted model, not a curated record.
AUGGCCAAGUUCCUCAUAGCAGAGGCGGAGCUCGUUGCUAUCUUCACCGAGAGUAUUACCUAUGGCAUCCAUAUCUCAACAUUCACGACAUGCAUGUGGACGCUGUUGCGCAGGCCGAAGGGCUUGGAACGACAUGUAAAUGUGACGCUGCUCUUGUUCUCUAUCACACUCUUUAUCCUCGGCACACUGGACAUCGCUUUCAAUUUCUAUCGCAAUCUAACCGCCUUCAUCUUCUACACGGGACCUGGUGGAGCCAGUCACGUCUUUGAAGAGCUUUCGAAUUGGGUGAAUGCUGCAAGGAGCGCCUUUAACGUAUUCGCCUUCGUCGUCGCAGAUGCAAUCCAGGUUUAUCGCCUCUGGAUUGUAUACUCCCGCAACUGGAGAGUAGCCUUCCCUCCCCUGUUCUUAUGGCUUGCUGGAAUGUCGUGUGGUAUAUCGGUGGUAUACUACGGCGCUACACUCAAUCUGCUCACGGAUUUGUCCGGAGCGACAAUUCUUGACAACUUCCUCGACGCCUUCCUCGUUCUAUCAGUGAGUGUUAACGUUAUUACCACAGGUUUGACACUGUAUCGUAUCUUGAUGAUCCACCGGUCGACCUCGCGUUAUUUCCCCAACAAUUCGGGGAGCACCGUGCGAGCCACCGUGACGUGGACACAGCUCUUCCGGAUCCUGAUCGAGUCUGCUCUCCUCUAUACCGUUAUUUCAAUCAUCUUCUUGAUUGUAAACUUGACGGGCAAUAACGCGGUAUACUGCGUCUCGGACAUGAGCUUGCAGAUUGCGGGUAUACAAUUCGACCUGAUCAUCGUACGCGUAGGGAUGGGAAUUACCAUGGAGCAGGAGCAUACGAGGCUUGAGAGCAUGAACUUCCGGAUGCAACGGACGAGCACUGCUCGAACGGACCAUGGCCUCGAUGUACCUGUUGUGAUAACCCAGAGCACCACGACGACAACAAGGACGGGAGAAGAGAGCGACCGGAAGAGCGUGAAGGCCGGUAGUUUCCCCCACGAGGGAUCGGAUGCAGUUUGA